Messenger RNA from Nerophis ophidion (straightnose pipefish), 2290 nucleotides. It is a transcript of the gene psap, whose product is annotated as prosaposin. Gene Ontology annotation, biological process: sphingolipid metabolic process. Gene Ontology annotation, cellular component: lysosome. The coding region runs from base 79 to 1668 and encodes 529 amino acids. The transcript has 15 exons. NCBI's taxonomy places the organism in Eukaryota, Metazoa, Chordata, Actinopteri, Syngnathiformes, Syngnathidae. The record is from RefSeq and is a predicted model, not a curated record.
UUAAACGAACGACUUCAACAGGAACCCGCAGACUGACUUCAAUGCGCUUUCGGCACAUCGCAGGAAAACAGCCGUGUCAUGCUGCUACUAAGUCUACUUUUCGUGUCAGCAGCUGUGGCCAGCCCUCUGCUGGGCACAGAGCAGUGUGCUCGUGGACCCCCUUACUGGUGUCAGAAUGUGAAGACUGCGUCUCUGUGUGGAGCGGUGACUCACUGCCAGCAGAACGUAUGGAACAAACCCCAGAUGAAAACUGUGCCAUGUGACUUGUGCAAGGAGAUAGUCAUGGUGGUCUUACAGGUGUUAAAGGACAAUGCAACACAGGCUGAGGUUCUUGGCUACAUGGAGAAGGCCUGCCAGCUCGUUCCUGACAAAGGUUUGAGUUCAGAGUGCAAAGAGAUGGUUGACAAUUACUACCCCAUUGUCAUAGGAAUCAUCAUUGGAGAGCUGCAGGAUCCCGGUGUGGCUUGUGGCGCUAUAGGCUUAUGUCGCUCUCAGCAGAUGGCGCUGGCUGAGCUUCAUCAACAGCUCCUGUCCAACAAGAUCCCACAAGUGGACCUUUCACAACAAGCAACACCAUUCCUCCUCAAUGUGCCCGGGCUCCUCUAUCCACAAGAGACCCCAAAACCAGAAACUCCAGUUGCGGGAGCGAAUGACGUGUGCCAGGACUGCAUCAAGUUUUUGUCUGAUACACAAGCAGAAGCCAAGGCCAACUCAUCUUUUGUAGACUCUCUCAUUGAGACAAUUGAGAACAAGUGUGACCUGAUGGGACCUGGUUUGUCUGACAUGUGCAGGCAGUAUGUCAGCCAGUAUGGCAGCCUUGCCGUUGAGCAGCUGCUGUCCAUGGAGCCCAAGGAUGCAUGUUCCAAUGCUGGUUUCUGUAGUGCCAUGAAGAAGUCCACUCCCAUGUUGAAUCUGCUGCCUGCCAAGAUGUUACCUGCUACCAAGAGCGUGCUUGCUCUCAAUCUUGUUCCGGCGACCAAGAUGCAAUCUAAGUCUGCAAAACCUAUGGUGCGGGUUCGUGAUUCCCCAAUGUGUGCAAUCUGUGAAUUUGUGAUGAAUCAGUUGGAAAGCAUGUUGAAAAAUAAGACAACUGAGGACGAGGUGAUACAAGCUGUGGAGAAAGUUUGCGCCUACUUGCCUUCCAGCCUGGGUACCGAGUGUAAGGACCUAAUUGAUACCUACGGACAGGCCAUCAUUGAGCUGCUGAUACAGGAGGCUGACCCCAAGACAGUCUGCACUGUCUUGGCACUCUGCAAUAGUGCUAAACGUGCAUUUGUCUCUGCUCUUGAUGUGACCACCUUCAACGCUGGUGGCUACUGCAAGGUAUGCAAGAUGGCCGUCACCUAUAUCGACGGCAUCCUGGAGAAGAAUGCGACCGAGGCACAAAUUGAAGAGUCUGUGAGGAAGGUUUGCAGCUUCCUGCCUGACUCCUACCAGACACAGUGUGACCAGCUGGUUGAACAGUAUGAGCCCAUGCUUGUGCAGCUACUGGUUCAGAUGCUUGACCCUGACUUUGUGUGCAUGAAAAUGGGUGCCUGUCCUGACGUCAUGCGCCGACUGCUGGGAACCGAGCAGUGCAGCUUGGGACCUUCAUUCUGGUGCAGGAGCAUGGAGACAGCAGCCCGAUGUGAUGCUGUGGUUCACUGCAGGCGCCACGUGUGGGCGUAAAAGACGAUCAGCGAAAAGUUUUUAUUAGGGAAUUAACUGCAUUGCUGCUUCCUACUUCAACCAUUUGUUCUUUUCUCUACUAGAGUAAAAUGAAUGAAUUAAUUUGAUAUGAUUUGUGAUAAUGGGACUGGUCUUUGUUUUAACCCUCUGACUGCGUGGGAUAACAAAUGUUUAUCUUGCUUUCAUUUCUGAAAACAAGCUAGUUCUGCACUGUAAUGUUUUGCAGUCUGGCAUAUUUGAGUUUAUUUUUUUGUCCUGCUUGCUGCAUAUGAUUAUACGUAGAAACACAAGUCAAGUUUUACAUUAAUUGCAGUGUCGAACCAAGGGGAUAGAUAUUGUUGCUUUUCUCCUCGCAGGAUGAACCGAGAGCAAACAAGAUGAAUUAAGAAUGAUUGACAGAUGUAACCUUAGGAGCGUAUUCUCUUCUAAAGGAAAUGCUGAUCUUUUGUCAGUCAGAAUGUUUGUGAAUUGUUGUGAUGAUGAUGGUCUUGUUCCUUUGUUUGCACUGUCCUAACAGUUUGUAAGUGGUCGCUUUUUCUAACCUACACAAAAAUAUCUUGUGUUCUGCUUCAUGUCCUGAGCCGGAAAUUUUAAUUAUUAAAAUGAUUUAAACCACCGAAAA